Leptosomus discolor (cuckoo roller) is the source of this 511-nucleotide messenger RNA. Lineage: Eukaryota; Metazoa; Chordata; Aves; Leptosomiformes; Leptosomidae. The record is from RefSeq and is a predicted model, not a curated record.
GAGGCAGGGUGAAGACGUGGAAGCGGCGCUGGUUCAUCCUGACCGACAACUGCCUUUACUACUUCGAGUACACGACGGAUAAAGAGCCCCGUGGCAUCAUCCCCCUGGAGAACCUGAGCAUCCGUGAGGUGGAGGACUCAAAGAAGCCCAACUGCUUUGAGCUCUACAUCCCCGACAACAAGGACCAGGUGAUCAAGGCCUGCAAGACGGAGGCGGAUGGGCGCGUGGUGGAGGGGAACCACACCGUGUACCGCAUCUCCGCCCCCACGCCCGAGGAGAAGGAGGAGUGGAUCAAGUGCAUCAAGGCGGCGAUCAGCCGGGACCCUUUUUACGAGAUGCUGGCCGCCAGGAAGAAGAAGGUCUCCUCCACCAAGAGACAGCCUCCGCUGGCCCUGCGAGGCGGCUGUGCCCCCGGCAGCCCGAGCGUCCCAUCUCCCCGGAGGGCUGCGGGGCUGGGGCCGCGCUGCAGCCUGGUCACAGGACUCCGCUUCAGCUUCGCCGUUUCUUUACU